Closterium sp. Naga37s-1 is the source of this 1764-nucleotide messenger RNA. The record is from the annotation of a GenBank genome assembly. NCBI's taxonomy places the organism in Eukaryota, Viridiplantae, Streptophyta, Zygnematophyceae, Desmidiales, Closteriaceae.
AUGGCAGACCUCCGCGCGUCCAAUCACGAAACGGUGACGUGUGAGCGAGUCGUGCGGAUUGUGACUCAGGCGGAGAACGCGGCAGCAGCGGCGCAAGCGCCGCAUGUGACGCAGUGCAGCGCUCGAGCGGAAAACGCGCCGGUGUUCGAAUCGAGUCAGGCGACUCAGUUACCCUUCAGCCAGCGCUCUAGUCAGUCGGAGCGCUUUCAAUCGCUGAGGGUCAGUCUGACUGCGUCCGCGCACGUGGUUCCGCCAACCACUGCCUCUGCCUGCGUCCCUUCCGCCGCCCCCGCGCCUGCGGCCGCGGCGGUCACGGCCGCGCCUGCCAGUUUCCUCUGCUUGUUAGAAAAACGACAAAAAUGCCACAGCAAGCACUCGCCGUCUGUAGCGCCGCUACAGCCGCAGGCGGUACAGCCUGCCAGCCUGGUACAUGCGCCGGAUUGCGCGCUGGCGGAGGACGCAGGGGAGCACGCACACUCGGCGGAGGAGCUGGGGGAGCGCGCGCAACUGGCGGAGGGGCAGUUAGACCUGGCGGAAUUGCAGGCGCGGGUGGUGGGGUCGCAGCUGCAGCUGCUGCGCGGAAUGCUGGCGGAGCGGGAGGAGCAGGUCCGCGCGGUGAUGGCGGAGCUGGCGGGCAUGCGCGCGCGGGUGAUCCGCGCGCGGAACGUGGCGGAGCAAUCCCCGCGCGGGAUUAGCAGAAGCCGCAGCGCCGUGCAAGGCAGGUGCGCCGGCGGGGGCGCGGCGGACGCGGUAGAAACAGCCGGCGGGGGGGGAACGGGGGCCGGAGCUGGCGCAUCGAUCUGCGGGCGGAAAGGAGGAGCGUGUAACCGCUACACGGGUAGGGCAUCAUUCUCGGUUCCGGCGAGUAUGGUGAGUAGCAGACGGGCAAGCACCGACAGACGGCCAGCGGAGGCGAGUCAGGCAUUGGCGGAAAGUCAUGCCGCCGCGGCCACCGCCAGCGCCGCCGCUGCCGGUGCCACUGGUGCUGGUGGUGGCGGUGGUGAGACUUCUGCUUGCGCAUCCGAGUGUCUAGAGGCCGCGGCGGAGUUGCAGCAAGUGGAGAUGUCUGUAGCGAGUACGGAGGCGUGGCUGUGGGAGGUAGAAGCAGCGGCGGCCGAGGCGCGAGACGUGUUCCUGCAAGCAGAGGAAGAGGCGGCGGCGGCGGCGGCGGCGGUGGGGGCGGCGGGGGCGGCGGGGGGAGGAGAGGCAGCAGCAGGGGGGGAGCGCGGCGGCAGGGCAAUACACUCAGGCGGGUUCCGUCAUGAGCUCGCGCUUACAGAGAAGGCUUUUACCGAAGAGCUCUAUAGGCGGUUGGCCCAGCUGCAGGCGGAUUUGAUCGAGGCGGGAGAGGGAGAGCGAGUUCUGCAGGGGAUCUUACAGGGGCUGGAGGGGUCGAAGGGGACUGUAGGGAAGCUGCUCUUAACGGGGAUGGAUGGGUGCAGGGGAUGGGACGGAGAUGACGGAGGGGACGGAAGGAACGGAUGGGACGUACGCAAUGGUAAUGAUGGAAGGGAAAAUGGCAUUGAGUCGCAGCAGCAACUGUUGCUGCAGCAGAAGGAGCAGAAGGAGAAACAGGUUCAGCAGCAGCAGCAGCAGCAGCAGCAGCAGCAGCAGCAGCAGAAGCAGCAGAAGCAGAGGGCAACGAAUAAGGUGUGGGAUGCAGGGGUACAUGUGAACGGUGAGGAGGAUUAUGAGGAGGCGCUGAUUCUGCAGCAGGCACUGGAGUAUCUGAAGCAGCAGCAAGUGCCAGCUGUCAUCUGCUGA